AUUUGAACUACUAAUAUCAAUUUACGAUAGUGAUCAAGUCAGAAAUAUUCUGAAUAUACAAUAAAUAUUCCAAUUUUUUUGAGUACAUGUUAAAAUGAAUUUUCCCUUUGAUAUUUAUUUGACAACUUUUUUAUUAAUUUCUCUUAAUUUAGUUAUUGUGUUUGGUGCGAAAGAAAGAUAUGUAACCUGUGGCUCGGUAAUAAAAUUACUUAAUACAGAUCACAGAGUAAGAUUACAUUCUCACGAUGUAAAAUAUGGUACGGGUAGCGGACAGCAAUCAGUUACUGGUAUCGAAAUUAAAGAAGAUGUUGGUAGUCAUUGGGUAGUGAAGGCUGCUAAUGGUAAAAUAUGUCCGAGGGGUCAACCAAUUAAAUGCGGCUCCUUGAUAAGACUUGAACAUUUAGAGAGCAAAAGAAAUUUGCAUUCACAUAUAUUCUCAAGUCCACUGAGUAGCCAACAGGAAAUAAGUUGCUAUGGAGAAAAUGGAGAAGGGGAUACUGGAGAUCAUUGGAAAGUUAUUUGUUCGGGAUAUGAAGCAGAAAGUCUAUUUGAAAAAGUAUCAAAUUUUGCACAAGGAGUGCUGGGUACACCUAAAGAGCAAAAAGUCAGGGAAGGUGAAAAUUGGCUCAGAGAUGAUCCGGUUAUGUUGAAACAUGACGACACAAGUGCCUACUUGGCAACAUCGGGACGCACUUUCGGAAGACCAAUUAAUGGGCAAGUGGAAGUUGUGGGCAUGAGCUCUUCAACAGGCCCAGUGCACUGGCAAGCCAUGGAGGGUGUCUUUUUACACAAUCCAGAUAUAUCGGCAUCCCAUCAUGUUCAUACCGAACUUUAGGUUCAAGUCCUAUUUUGUAUUUAUUUAUGUGUAUAUUUGUGGAAGAAGAAAGUUGAUUUGUUAUUAA
This is a messenger RNA of Harmonia axyridis, 902 nucleotides long. Its product is annotated as stromal cell-derived factor 2. The record is from RefSeq and is a predicted model, not a curated record. The coding region runs from base 95 to 835 and encodes 246 amino acids. NCBI's taxonomy places the organism in Eukaryota, Metazoa, Arthropoda, Insecta, Coleoptera, Coccinellidae. The transcript is spliced from 4 exons.